AUGCCCGGUUCCUCCUUGAGUCCCAACAGCAACGCAGCACUCUGGGCAGCCUUCUCGGCGUACGUCAGCGCCGCGGCGGAGUUGCUGAGCGCAUUCUCAGACUCGUCCAAAGCCUUCUUCUCCAUCUUCUCCGCCUCCUCAAUGGCCUCCACCAGCUUGUCCCACUCGUUAUCAUUAUCCCCGCUUCCUCCCGUUCCCGGUGUGGCAUGGGCGCGUCGCAUUGCUUCUGUGGCGCUGCUUUCCGCACCCCAAGAGGACCCGUGUGCCAACGCCGCAUUGUCUCGUGCUGCUUCAGUGCUGCUAAUGGCACGUGAGAAAAAUGUCACCAUCGCCUUUCCUUCUGCUGAUCCCCGCGCGGCGAGGUCGGCUGUCUUUUCUUUUGUUUUUGCCAAUGCGUUGCCCAAUAUGCCUUGUGAUGACGUGAUAGCAUGCACUGCAUCCGCCACUCCAGCAAGCGCCGUGGACGCCAUCUCAGCUGCCGAUGAGGAUGCACUUUGGGCUGUAAGCGAUACUGAAAGUGUUUCACUCGCCAGAGCAAUGACACCCGCCGUCCCCACCGAUGCCACUGAUACCUUCACGGUAUCCCUCAGCCUAACUGCUGCCUGGUGCGCACCCUCCGCUGCGCUCUUGCCAAUCCCCGCCUGA
Molecule: messenger RNA, 645 nt
Organism: Trypanosoma grayi
Lineage: Eukaryota; Euglenozoa; Kinetoplastea; Trypanosomatida; Trypanosomatidae
Exons: 1
Coding region: 1-645 (214 amino acids)
Source: RefSeq, a predicted model, not a curated record